This is a messenger RNA of Sclerotinia borealis F-4128, 1095 nucleotides long. NCBI's taxonomy places the organism in Eukaryota, Fungi, Ascomycota, Leotiomycetes, Helotiales, Sclerotiniaceae. The record is from the annotation of a GenBank genome assembly.
AUGAGCACUAUGCUCCCGGGGACACACGUCUUCUCUCAUCAGCAUCAAUACAAUCCGCAGGUUGACCAACCAUGGAUGCACCAGCAGACCCACCAUCAACAGGCGCAGCAGCAACAGCAUGCAGCAGCGGCUCAGGCCGCCGCUCAUUAUAAUCGCAUGGCGGCUCAAAGUCGAAACCACAACGCCGCGGUACCCUCAAUUUCUUCAAACCACGGACAAGACCCAACCAUGAUUGACUCCAAUGUUUCGGAAGAAAAUAGGAGGACUUUGAACUUCAUUGCAGAUCUACUUAAUGAAGAGACUAGGGAAGCUGCUCUUCUAGAGCUCAGCAAGAAGCGCGAACAAGUGCCAGAGCUUGCACUGAUACUAUGGCACUCUUUUGGUGUCAUGACAUCACUUCUCCAAGAGAUAAUCUCAGUCUAUACACUGCUUAACCCCUCCCAACUUACCGCCGCCGCAUCGAAUCGGGUUUGCAACGCCUUGGCCCUUCUGCAAUGCGUUGCUUCUCACAAUGAAACUCGCGCCCUCUUCUUGAAUGCUCACAUUCCUCUCUUUCUCUAUCCCUUCCUCAACACGACCUCUAAAUCCAGACCUUUCGAGUAUUUACGUCUUACCUCUCUUGGAGUCAUCGGAGCUCUUGUCAAGAACGAUUCAUCCGAUGUCAUCAAUUUCCUCCUAACUACCGAAAUAAUCCCAUUAUGUCUUCGGAUCAUGGAGACCGGAUCGGAACUUAGCAAAACAGUUGCAAUCUUCAUUGUGCAGAAGAUCCUUCUCGACGAUCAUGGACUGAACUACAUAUGUGCCACAUACGAGCGAUUUUAUGCUGUUGGUACAGUUCUUAGCAAUAUGGUUUCGCAACUUGUUGAACAACAAACUGCGCGAUUGUUGAAGCAUGUCGUCCGCUGCUUCCUUCGUUUGAGUGACAAUGCUCGAGCCCGAGAAGCCCUCCGCCAAUGCCUGCCCGAACCUCUACGCGAUGCCACAUUUUCCUCGGUCCUUCGCGAUGACGCUGCUACAAAACGAUGCCUCGCACAACUCCUCAUCAAUUUAUCCGAUAAUGUCGUUGAAUCUUCAUCAGGUCACCAAGGUCUUUAA